CGGGGCGCUGGGCUCAGAGGCUGCUUGCCCGAGGGCUCACCUGCGGCAGGUGCUCCCAGCGGCCUUGCACCAGCGAGCGGCGGAGCGGCGCGGGGCCGGCACUGCGGACCGGGGAGAUGCUGCGUGAGCGGACCGUGCGGCUGCAGUACGGGAGCCGCGUCGAGGCGGUGUACGUGCUGGGCACCUUCCUCUGGACCGAUGUCUACAGUGCAGCUCCGGCCGAGGCCAAGACCUUCAGCCUGAAGCACUCGGAGCACGUGCAUGUGGAGGUGGUGCGGGAUGGAGAGGCAGAGGAGGUGGCCACCAACGGCAAACAGCGCUGGGCUCUCUCACCCACCACCACACUGCGGCUUACCAUGAACCAGGCGAGCACCGAGGCCAGCAGCGACAAGGUCACCAUCAACUACUAUGACAAAGAGGGGAGUUUUCCCAUCGACCAGGCCGGGCUCUUCCUCACAGCCGUUGAAAUCUCCCUGGACGUGGACGCAGACCGGGAUGGCGUGGUGGAAAAGAACAACCCGAAGAAGGCAUCCUGGACCUGGGGCCCCGAGGGCCAGGGGGCCAUCCUGCUGGUGAACUGUGACCGAGAAACACCCUGGUUGCCCAAGGAGGACUGCAGUGAUGACAAAGUCUACAGCAAGGAAGACCUCAAGGACAUGUCCCAGAUGAUCCUGCGGACCAAAGGCCCCGACCGCCUCCCAGCUGGAUACGAGAUAACACUCUACAUUUCCAUGUCGGACUCGGACAAAGUGGGCGUGUUCUACGUGGAGAACCCGUUCUUUGGCCAGCGCUACAUCCACAUCCUGGGCCGGCGGAAGCUCCACCACGUGGUCAAGUACACAGGCGGCUCCGCGGAGCUGCUGUUCUUUGUGGAAGGCCUCCGCUUCCCCGAUGAGGGCUUCUCGGGCCUGGUCUCCAUCCACGUCAGCCUGCUCGAGUACAUGGCCCAGGGCAUUCCCCUGACACCCAUCUUCACAGACACCGUGGUAUUCCGGAUCGCUCCGUGGAUUAUGACCCCCAACAUCCUGCCUCCUGUGUCAGUGUUCGUGUGCUGCAUGAAGGAUAAUUACCUGUUCCUGAAAGAGGUGAAGAACCUAGUGGAAAAAACCAACUAUGAACUGAAGGUCUGCUUCCAGUACAUUAACCGAGGCGACCGCUGGAUUCAGGAUGAAAUUGAGUUUGGAUACAUCGAGGCCCCUCACAAAGGCUUACCGGUAGUGCUGGACUCCCCCCGAGAUGGCAACCUGAAGGACUUCCCUGUGAAGCAGCUCCUGGGCCCAGAUUUCGGCUACGUGACCCGGGAACCCCUCUUUGAGGCCGUCACCAGCCUUGAUUCCUUUGGGAACCUGGAGGUCAGUCCCCCAGUGACCGUGAACGGCAAGACAUACCCCCUUGGCCGGAUCCUCAUUGGAAGCAGCUUUCCUCUGUCCGGCGGGCGGCGGAUGACCAAGGUGGUGCGAGACUUCCUGCAGGCCCAGCAGGUGCAGGCGCCUGUGGAGCUCUACUCAGACUGGCUGACCGUGGGCCAUGUGGACGAGUUCAUGACCUUCGUCCCCAUCCCAGGCACAAAGCAAUUCCGGCUACUCAUGGCCAGCACCUCGGCCUGCUACAGGCUUUUCCGAGAGAAGCAGAAGGAGGGCCAUGGGGAGGCCAUCAUGUUCAAAGGCUUGGGUGGAAUGAGCAGCAAGCGAAUCACCAUCAACAAGAUUCUGUCCAAUGAGAGCUUCGUGCAGGAGAACCAGUACUUCCAGCGCUGCCUGGACUGGAACCGUGACAUUCUCAAGAAGGAACUGGGACUGACUGAGCAGGACAUCAUUGACCUGCCUGCUUUGUUCAAGAUGGACGAACACCGCCAGGCUAGAGCCUUCUUCCCAAAUAUGGUGAACAUGAUCGUUCUGGACAAGCACGUGGGCAUCCCCAAGCCAUUCGGGCCUCAGGUGGAGGAAGUGUGCUGCCUGGAGACGCAUGUGCGGGCCCUGCUGGAGCCCCUGGGCCUCUACUGCACCUUCAUCGACGACAUCUCCGCCUACCACAAGUUCAUGGGGGAGGUGCACUGCGGCACCAACGUGCGCAGGAAGCCCUUCACCUUCAAGUGGUGGCACAUGGUGCCGUGACCCGCAGGGGGCCCUCCCUAGCUCUCCAGACCCCUUGCGCCCAGAACCUUUCUGCCCCACAGGGAGGAAGUAGGGUGGGACUCGAAGAAUCUGUGCCUUGCCCUCCCUGAGGGGGGCCUCAGCGUCCACCAAAGCCAUCCCCAGAGAGCCUAGGCACUGUCCUUCCUAAAAAUAGCUGGGCCAGUGUCUCUACAGCCCUGGCACGAAAAACAAAGCAAAACACAACGAACCAUGUACCCAAACCAUUCCCCGAAGAAUUCUUAGUCUCUAGUCUAACACUGAAUGUGGGGAGAAGGGAAGGAGAUUCUAGGGUUGCCAGGUUCUUCCAGCAGCCAUGCCCCAACGUCCAAGGUAAAACCCCUGGAAAGGGACCCUGGGAUGCCAGACACACUUUGAACUGGCAUUGUCAUUUCAAAUCCACCUUCUAUGGGGUUCUAGAAGGCUGCUUCCAAGUGUUCAUUCCUCACCAUUCUCUCCCAAACCCUUUGGCUUUCUCUCUGCUGUGUGGACACCGCUGCCCAGGGCUCCCCACUCCCUGAGGGUCCAAUAAUUUGCCUUAGAACCUUCCCUAGAAAUAGAUUUUGGCAGAGCAGUUUUUUCAUUGGCGUGAUACUCCCUGUCAUGUUUUUCCCAGAUGCAGUCUCCCGACAUGCAGCUUUCACCCUAGACCAGCCUCCUUGUGGCCUGAGAGUUCAGUGUUUAAGGAUGCCCCAGCAAUAUCACCUUCCCUAGCCUGCCUGGCCAAUUCCUGACCACUCUCCUCCCAUUGCCUCAACUUUCUUCUUAUUCCCGAUGCCAUCUGUACAGGCAGCUUGGCAAGAACAUCUUCACCAGCAGCCAAAUUCAAAUCUUCAAGUCAGGGCAUAAUAAACAACCUUCCCCUCCUCCCUAGACAUCAGCUCCCACGCAUAAGACCUGGCCUACCCUUCCGGCCCAAUGGCCAGUUCAGGGCCAGCUGCUGGCCUUAGAGAUGGUUUGAUUAUCCCAUUGAAAUUCACCGGUGCAUUUGCCAAAGAUUUGUUCCCUGGCUCCAACUGAAAAGACUCAGUUUCCAUUUUUUAAAGUUCCUUCAGGGCCAAAAGAAUAAGUAAAUUAUAAUUCCACUUUGAAGGUUAAAAAGAACCAAUGAAAAAGUUAUAAAUUUAUAUUCUGGUAGGAAUAGGAUUUUCAUUUUGAAGUCUUUCAUUCAGCCCUUCAACAAACAUUUGUUGCAUACCCACUAAGUACCAGGCAUGAUUUGGCUCUGUAAAUACAUUGGUUAGUAGCAGAUUGGACCUGGUUCUUUCCCCCAUGCAAUAAGUCAGUUCCCAACAUGCAAAGCCCUUAUUUAAAUAGCCAGCAUCUGCCCUUUCAGUGAUGUGCUCUUAGGAAAUGCCAGUCCACUAUAUUCAGGAAAUGCACAGAGCACAAAGCUUCCUGCCAGCCACUGUCUUGGUAAAAUGGGAGGGGAGGUCUUUUUAGACAGGCCUCCUUCUCAUCUAACUGGGCCAGUGCCACCUAUCAGAUCCGUCCCCCAAACCUUCAGAAGCUGUUGUCCCCACUCUGGGGACAGUGUUCCUGCCUUUGGAGGAGGCCAAAGCCUCAGAUCUUCUCUCCAGCCCCAGAGCUGAAAACACCAAGUGCCUAUGUGAGGGUGUUUAUCUGGAGACUUAGAGUUUGUCACGUGUGUGUGUGUUUUUGGUUAAUGUGGGUUUAUGGGCUUUUUUUUCUAGUCUUCAUUAAGGGGAAGUGAGUGCCCCCUGUGUGGAGACAGUGUGUCUUUAUAGAUUUUUCUACAGCUCUUCCUAUUGGUAGGUCAGUAAUUCUCUGAUGUUUCUGGAGCUCCCAGAACUCAGACGGCCACUCCCAUCUCAUUUGCCUACCCAGUGUGAUGACCGUGGUGUGGACACACCCCUGUGGACUCAUUGCUCUUCCCCACACCCACUGUCUAUAAAGUAGGCCUAGAACACGCUUCUAUGUUACAAAACUCAUCAGAGUUCCGGUUUCCAUCUUUAUUUUGACAUAUUUUAUGUUAAAGGGCAGUGGGUGUCGUGCAGAUGGCAAGAAGCAAAACACAGCUUCAACUUUCUAGCAAAAAGCCCAUGACGGAGAUCAAAAGAUGUAUGGGGAAGAACUUGACUAAAGAGCAAUAAAAUAAACGGUCCGAGGGGAAGUCA
This is a messenger RNA of Nycticebus coucang (slow loris), 4270 nucleotides long. RefSeq names its product peptidyl arginine deiminase 2 (gene PADI2). Lineage: Eukaryota; Metazoa; Chordata; Mammalia; Primates; Lorisidae. The transcript has 16 exons. Gene Ontology annotation, molecular function: calcium ion binding; protein-arginine deiminase activity. The coding region runs from base 117 to 2114 and encodes 665 amino acids. The record is from RefSeq and is a predicted model, not a curated record. Gene Ontology annotation, cellular component: cytoplasm.